CAUCCGUACAACUUCCCAAAAAGCAGCAACCCACUAAUACUGAAGGUCUCCAUACUUUACAACGAACCUUCUGCCAGUGACAUUCUCUGCUUCAAUAAUAAAACAGCCUGAAAAUAAAACAGUGAAAGGAAUUCAUGGCUCAAGGCGAACUCAAAAAGUCGAAGGCAGCGUCCUCUGCCAAAAGAUCCAAUGUCCUGGGGCCCAAAAAGGGCGCACGAGUAAUCGCACCCAAGAAAGCAAACCUGAUUAGGCAAAAGAAGAUCACAAAGAAAAUCUCUUCUGGUCUAACCGCUCGAACGGAACGGGCACUUGCUGAAAGAGCGGGGCACUUGGAGUUACUUGCUGGAGGGAAGAAAAGUAAAGAUGGAAAGGUGAAGAAAUGAGGGGAUCUGUGGAAAAAAAAUUAUAAAUGGUAGAGGUUAUUGCAUACGGGCGCUGAGCAGACAAAUGGGAGCACCCAGAUAACAUCCAGCCCAAGGCGGAUUUUAAGGAUACUCAAUGCGCUGCUGGGAGAAGGAUUUACGUACGACAAUUAGAUCGCCCUUGGUCCGUAUGACUAGUAUCGUCAUUGUCAUCGCCAGCCAAUACUGCCUUCGCCAUGUUCUCACCCCCAAUCGACCCAUUUGAAAGCUUCGUCAAAUUACCGCGACUGUGACAUUCCUUCAUACCGACUCUGAAUCACUAUUCAAGGACAGCUUAUAAGGAAAUAUCCAGUUUGCACGUUUCACUCCACCGAGCAAAAUACCCCGGAAGAUAGAUACGCCUCCAGAACCUCCAGAAAAGCCACUCAAGACAGAAUCUUGGAAAACAAGAAAGGACUCAAUUUAAAUCGAAUUUUGGAGCUACUGUAUGAAAGAACUACGACCGAAGAAAACGAGGAGGGAGAAGAAAGUUGGGUGGUGACGGACUGGGACAUACAUGAGUGGACGCCAUGUCGCUCAGCCUCGUCAACCUCGCCUAAGUACCUGCACGCCGAUUGGACCGGGCAUCGUCAAAUCGCUCAUGAUGCGUCGCAUAAAAGCGGAUCACCUUCGUUGCCAUGAUAGAUGGCGCAUGUACUCCAGCUUCUCAUGAUUGAUAUGUAGAAAUACGGAAUAAUAUUAACGAAAUCAGGUUUUCUUUUUUUUUUUUUUUUUUUCUUUUCUUUUCUGAUUUUU
Blastomyces gilchristii SLH14081 is the source of this 1157-nucleotide messenger RNA. RefSeq lists its product as uncharacterized. Bases 135 to 383 code for a protein of 82 amino acids. The transcript has 3 exons. The record is from RefSeq and is a predicted model, not a curated record. Lineage: Eukaryota; Fungi; Ascomycota; Eurotiomycetes; Onygenales; Ajellomycetaceae.